Exophiala mesophila is the source of this 1494-nucleotide messenger RNA. RefSeq lists its product as uncharacterized. NCBI's taxonomy places the organism in Eukaryota, Fungi, Ascomycota, Eurotiomycetes, Chaetothyriales, Herpotrichiellaceae. Gene Ontology annotation, biological process: transmembrane transport. The coding region runs from base 1 to 1494 and encodes 497 amino acids. Gene Ontology annotation, cellular component: membrane. Gene Ontology annotation, molecular function: transmembrane transporter activity. The transcript has 7 exons. The record is from RefSeq and is a predicted model, not a curated record.
AUGGACAAACCUGACAGUGUUCAUGUUCAAGCACUCUCCUUUGGUGAAAAGGCAGAAGCCUUAGCCAUUGAAGUCGACCCUGAUGCCGGUUUGAGCGAACAAGAGCGGCAAAAGAAGGACCGUCAAUUACUUUGGAAACUUGACCUCCAUCUCAUACCUUGGCUUUGUCUCCUGUACUUGAUCUCAUUUUUGGACAGGACCAACAUCGGAAAUGCCAAGAUCGCUGGUUUGCAACGAGACUUGAAUAUGACAGAUGGGCAAUGGAAUGCAUCUCUGGCUAUCUUUUUUGUUUCUUACAGCGUAUUUGAACCCGUCAGCAAUGUACUGCUGAAGAAAUUCCGUCCCAGCAGGUACAUCCCAACCAUUGUGGUAAUUUGGGGUAUUGCAUGCAUGUGCUGUGGAUUGGUCAACAACUUUGCCGGGCUGGCAACAGCUCGAUGGUUUCUAGGCAUGUUCGAAGCUGGGCUGUUCCCUGGCUGCAACUUUUACCUCUCCUGCUGGUAUAGGCGGUCUGAAUUUGGUGUUCGAUCUGCUAUCUUCUUCAGUGCUGCAGCUAUUGCCGGUUCUUUUGGCGGACUCCUGGCUGCGGCCAUUACAAACAUGCACGACGUAGGUGGCAAGCCGGGAUGGGCGUGGAUCUUCAUCUUGGAGGGACUUCUCACGAUCAUGAUUGGUGUCAUAUCUAUUUGGAUGGUUCACGAUUUCCCCGACGAAGCAACCUUCCUCUCUGAGGAGGAUCGCCUGCGCGUCUAUCAUCAUUUGAAAAAAGAUCAACAAUCGAGUGCAGAGCACGAAUCAUUCCAAUGGGCACAUGUCAUGGCAAGCCUGCGUGAUUGGAAGACAUACACAGGCUGUCUUGUUUACAUGGGCGCCGGAGGAGGAUUGUAUGCGUUCAGUCUAUUUCUUCCUACCAUUCUUGCUGAGCUAGGGUACCGGACUACCACGGCACAGCUGAUGUCGGUCCCGCCGUAUGUCGCAGCAGCUUUGCUGACUAUUGGAAUCGGGUUCAUCGCGGACAAGACACGACAGCGAGGGCUAUUCGCGAUAUUAGUCUCGUCCUUGGGCAUCAUCGGCUUUGGCAUCCUCAUUAGUGACGCGCCAGUCGGUGCAAAGUACGCAGCAACCUUCCUGGCCGCCAUGGGAAUCUACCCAUGUAUUCCCAACACAGUUACUUGGGUGGCCAACAACACCGAAGGCGUGUACAAACGAGGCAUCACACUUGGGAUUGCCAUGGGUUGGGCAAACCUCCAGGGCGUGGUCAUCAGCAAUGUCUACCGGGGUACCGAUGCUCCACGAUUCAUUACAGGCCAUGCUGUUGUUCUCGGCUAUCUCGGACUUGCUCUUUUUGGGGGCUCGAUCUUGCAAUACCUUUUGCUGCGUCGAGAAAACCAGAUUCGAAAGUCCGGAGCUCGGAGCGAUAUUCUUGAGGGAAAAUCUGAACAUGACAUCCGGCUGAUGGGUGACAAGAGGCCAGAUUUCAUCUAUACGCUGUGA